Messenger RNA from Caenorhabditis elegans, 876 nucleotides. RefSeq names its product Arrestin-like N-terminal domain-containing protein (gene arrd-12). Bases 67 to 624 code for a protein of 185 amino acids. The transcript has 5 exons. The record is from RefSeq and is marked reviewed. NCBI's taxonomy places the organism in Eukaryota, Metazoa, Nematoda, Chromadorea, Rhabditida, Rhabditidae.
UACUCGAUAUUUUUCAGUCAGGUAAGUGCGAGCCUUUUACAGAUUCAUAUUCAGGAUUUCUUCAAAAUGCCAGAAAUCUUUGUACUAUUCGACAAGCCGAAUGCGGUUUACGCUGCUGGGCAGAAAAUAUCAGGUCGGGUGGUUUUCUCGACGGCAUCACAGCAGAAUCCACGUUGGAUUGAUGUUCAGUUGCACGGGAGAUCGCACACGUUUUUUACUCGACAAGAAUCUGAGACGAAGACAAAUUCCAAAGGCGAAAGUGAAACCAAGACCCAUACUGUCCAUUACACGGCCACCGCCAAACACCUGGACACUGCAGUCCCUCUAUGGAGAAAAACUGAUAAAGCGGCAAGGUUACUCCCCGGGAAGUACGAAUGGCAGUUUUGGUUUCAACUUCCAUGUUCCGUACUUCCCCCGAGUUUUGAGGGAAACAAUGGGAACAUUCGAUAUUGGGUGAGAGCCGAAGUGAGCAGAUCCUGGAAGUUCAAUAUUGUUGACGAGAGCUCGUUUGAGAUAGCUCCAUUCCUGGACCUCAACACAAUGCCUAUUGCACGUACUCCUCUAGAUGGAUUUGCUGUCAAAAAUCUCGGAUGUUGCUGCUUCAGAAAUGAGCGUGAGCGAUGAGGUGCAAACGGUACAUGAUAUUGUGCACUCCGUUCGGAACACAGUCAAAGAUGGACUUGCAAAAAUAUUACCGCAGAGAUCACAAGAGAAUGGAAACAUCAUCCAAGGAGGAAUCUUGAAUGGAUUCCGUGAAAGAGGAAUUUUCCAUGAUGGAUUUCUUGAAGGAGGACUUUUAAAUAAAGGAGAUCACGGAACAGACUAUAUUUUUGGAUAGCGUUUUGUCUUUUUUUUUUUUGGGAAUAAAUAUGGCAU